AUGAGAAUCGCGACGCUGCAAUUUGCCCCGAAGCUGGGCGAUGUUGAGGGGAACAUCAAUAAGGCCAAUGAGUUGCUUAAAACGGGCAAGCAUAUCUCCCUCGACGGACAAACUCAAGGGAUUGGGAUUGGGAUAGACCUUCUGCGUCCUGAUAUCCUGGUAUUGCCGGAACUGGCUUUGACGGGAUACAACUUCCCCUCCAAGGAGGCCAUCAAACCAUAUCUUGAGCCUGCUGGCGCAGGCCCCAGCGCAACAUGGGCGCGCGAUACUGCCAAACGCCUGCAUUGCAAAGUCUGCAUCGGCUACCCGGAGAUUGAGAACGGUACUAAUGAGGCAGAGUCUCCCAAGUACUACAACUCGCUCCUGGUGGUCGAUGAAACGGGCGCAGUAAUCCACAACUACCGCAAGAGUUUUCUGUACUUUACGGAUGAGACCUGGGCCGCUGAAGGCAGCGUGGAGCAAGGAUUCCGCAAGCUGGCAUUUACGCGCAACGACCCCAAGACCGAGUCUAUGACCACAGCGACCCCAGACCAGCAUGAAGUACCUACCUCCUUCGGUAUCUGUAUGGACAUCAAUCCCUACAAGUUCGAAGCACCCUAUACAGCCUACGAAUUCGCCACCCGCGUCCUCGACUCAGGCUCACAGCUGGUUAUCGUAUCGAUGGCCUGGUUGACACUAAUGAGCAAAGAGGAUAUCAUUGCACUGAACGGCAAGCCCGAUAUGGACACAUUCAGCUACUGGCUAAACCGGUUUAUGCCUCUACUAGAGAAGAAAGUGCGGCACGCGGGGGAUAUCGACCGCCACACCGACAGCCACGGCGCCUCGACGGAGGCCGGGACCAAGAGGACCGUGAUUAUCUUUGCCAAUCGCGCCGGGGAGGAGCCGGCGGCAGAUGAUACCAAGCCACCGGCGCGGUAUGCGGGGACGAGCGCCGUCAUUGCGGUGACGCAGCGGGCUCGUCUGAGGUCUCGAUCGGGAUCUGGGUCACGGGUUGGGGGUGUCCGGGAUGGGAUUGACGGCGGGGAGGAGGGCGAGGCUCCUGUGGAGGCGAAGAUCGCCUGCUGGGAUCUGCUGGGGGCGGGGGAGGAAGGGAUUUGUUUUGCGGAUACUACGGCAGAGCCGAAAAUGGUGUUUGGGUUGAGGAGGAGAGGGGGUGGUGGGAAGGAGGAGGAGGAGAGUUCGGGUGAAGACUCUGAGGGAUCGGGGUGA
Messenger RNA from Penicillium daleae, 1209 nucleotides. Its product is annotated as putative protein N-terminal asparagine amidohydrolase. Gene Ontology annotation, molecular function: protein-N-terminal glutamine amidohydrolase activity; protein-N-terminal asparagine amidohydrolase activity. NCBI's taxonomy places the organism in Eukaryota, Fungi, Ascomycota, Eurotiomycetes, Eurotiales, Aspergillaceae. The record is from RefSeq and is a predicted model, not a curated record. Gene Ontology annotation, biological process: protein catabolic process. The transcript has 2 exons. Bases 1 to 1209 code for a protein of 402 amino acids.